Molecule: messenger RNA, 1939 nt
Organism: Ahaetulla prasina
Lineage: Eukaryota; Metazoa; Chordata; Lepidosauria; Squamata; Colubridae
Gene: DPYS
Product: dihydropyrimidinase
Exons: 10
Coding region: 21-1520 (499 amino acids)
Biological process (GO): pyrimidine nucleobase catabolic process
Cellular component (GO): cytosol; cytoplasm
Molecular function (GO): dihydropyrimidinase activity
Source: RefSeq, a predicted model, not a curated record
CUCCCUCAGAAGCGUCCACCAUGCAGAAACUCUUGAUCCGCGGCGGGAAAGUGGUGAACGCGGACUUCUCGCAAGUGGCCGAUGUAUACAUCGAGGACGGGGUCGUGCGGGCGGUGGGGCCGCAUCUCGGGCAUUCUUCCGACGGAGUCCAGGUGCUGGAUGCCACGGACAAGCUGCUGCUUCCCGGCGGGAUCGACCCGCACACGCACAUGGAAUUCCCCUUCAUGGGGACGCGCACAAAAGACGACUUUUAUCAAGGAACGAAGGCUGCCCUUGCAGGAGGUACCACUAUGAUAAUAGACUUUGCAAUCGCUCAGAAAGGCUGUUCCCUCAUUGAAGCCUAUAACCAAUGGAGAAGCGCAGCUGAUUCUAAAGUCUGCUGUGAUUAUGCACUUCAUAUGAUCGUCUCAUGGUGCAGUGAGCAGGUCAAAGAGGAAAUGAAACUUCUUGCCAGGGAAAAGGGUAUCAAUUCAUUUAAAAUGUUUAUGGCAUAUAAAGAUGUCUACAUGAUUGGAGAUUCAGAAUUACACACCCUCUUCAGUCACUGUAAACAAAUUGGUGCAAUUGCUCAAGUCCAUGCGGAGAAUGGCGAUUUGAUUGCAGAGGGUGAAAAGAAGAUGCUGGCUUUGGGAAUAACUGGUCCAGAAGGACAUGAAAUGGCCCGACCAGAAGAAGUGGAAGCAGAAGCCACGUUGAGAGCUAUUACCAUUGCAAAUUCAGUAAAUUGCCCUCUCUAUAUUGUACAUGUGAUGAGUAAGUCUUCAGCCAAGAUAGUGGCAGAUGCCCGCAGGCAAGGCAAAGUUGUGUAUGGUGAGCCUAUAGCUGCAAGCCUUGGUACAAAUGGCACCCACUAUUGGCAUAAGGACUGGCCACAUGCAGCAGCUCACGUCAUGGCUCCUCCAUUGAGGCCUGAUGCUUCCACUCCAGACUUCCUCAUGAAUCUUCUAGCAAAUGGUGACUUGACUGUGACGGGAACAGAUAAUUGUACAUAUGAUAUCUGCCAGAAGGCUAUAGGAAAAGAUAAUUUCACAAAGAUCCCAUAUGGAGUGAAUGGAGUGGAAGACAGGAUGUCUGUGAUCUGGGAAAAAGGAGUGCACAGUGGCAAAAUGGAUGAAAACAGAUUUGUAGCCGUUACUAGCACAAAUGCAGCUAAAAUCUUUAACAUAUACCCAAAGAAGGGAAGAAUAGCUGUGGGCUCUGAUGCUGACAUUGUCAUUUGGGACCCCAAAGCUACAAGGACCAUUUCAGCAAAGACACAUCACCAGGGCACUGAUUUUAAUAUAUUUGAAGGAAUGCUCUGCCAUGGAGUUCCCCUUGUGACAAUUUUACGGGGCAAAGUGGCUUUUCAAAAUGGAACCUUUCAUAUCAAAGCAGGAGAGGGGAGAUUCGUUCCUUGUGACCCUUUCCCAGAAUAUGUUUACAAACGAAUCUGGCAACGGGAUCAGGAAUGUCAGCCUGUUGCUGUGAAGCGAGCACCGUAUAUGGGAAAAGUGGCUCCAUUCUCCACUGCAUCAAAAUAAUUUCAUGAUAUACUUAGUAUUCUUCAGGCCGAAACAGUUGCAAUUCUUGAUUUGUGUGUUUGAAGAUUUCUGGAUGAUACAACCAUCUGGUGAAACGGCACUGGCCAUUGGUGUUGCAAUCAUUGCUAAAUCUUACAAAAUUACAGCAAGAUCCUCCCUCUGUUCACAUAUUUUGACUUUUAGAGAAAUUACUGUUGUUUUUUUAGCACAUGAUAACCUUGUUCUCAAGUCUUCUUUUAGUGCCUGAUUUAUAGCAAAUACAGCUAUCCGAUUAGCUUUCAUAGAGCACCUGCCAGGACUGUCUGCUAGAAUAAAAUCUGGACAGGAUGAAUUAUUUGAUCUGAGCAAGAUGCAGCCCCUUAACUGCUGUUUAACUCAACUGUCUUUGAAAUAAAUGUUUCCAGGUUUAUGGCAUGAGU